AAAAUGUGCAGUACUGAUAUUGGUGCAGCUUAGGUUUUGAGCGGGACGAGUGUGGAGGGGAUCGGCCAUUUUUGUCGCAUCCAUCUUUUCAUCAUAAUUCAACAUGAAGAUCGGUUUAUGUGCGUACAGUGGGUACAAAAUAUACCCUGGCCAUGGUAAAACCAUGGUCAAAGUGGAUGGAAAAACAUUCACUUUCUUGAAUUCAAAAUGCGAGUCUGCACAUUUAAUGAGACGUAAUCCUAGAAAAGUUACAUGGACUGUACUCUACAGACGGAAGCAUAAGAAAGGCCAGGAAGAAGAACAAGCAAAGAAGAGGACAAGGCGCACUCAAAAAUUCCAGCGUGCCAUUGUUGGUGCAUCCCUUACAGAUAUCUUAGCUAAACGUAACAUGAAACCAGAAAUUCGUAAAGCCCAAAGAGAUCAGGCUAUUAAAGCUGCUAAGGAACAGAAAAAAGCUGCCAAGGCAACGAAGAAGGCAGUUGUACCAUUGAAAACGAAGACAGUGCCCAAACAUAAAGCUGCAAAAGUAACUCAAAAGUCAGCGCCACGUGUUGGAGGAAAACGUUGAAUUCUGAACACAUUGCAAAUAAAAUAAACUUUAUAUUUAAAAAAUUCAUUUUUCAUUUUUACCAAACUAUUUAUGAUUAAUUGGACAAUGCUAAAAAUUACACUGAAACAAAAUAAUAAAUUUUCCCAGUCGCAAAUUCUUUUCAUUCAAUUUGGAAUUUUGUACUUACAUUCAGAAUGGAAUACUUUGUGUAUAAUGGGGAAAUGAAUUAAUAAGUUAAAUAAAUUAAAUUUAUCCGAAA
This is a messenger RNA of Megalopta genalis, 809 nucleotides long. RefSeq names its product ribosomal protein L24 (gene RpL24). Gene Ontology annotation, cellular component: cytosolic large ribosomal subunit. Gene Ontology annotation, biological process: cytoplasmic translation. Lineage: Eukaryota; Metazoa; Arthropoda; Insecta; Hymenoptera; Halictidae. The record is from RefSeq and is a predicted model, not a curated record. Gene Ontology annotation, molecular function: structural constituent of ribosome; mRNA binding.